Messenger RNA from Myxocyprinus asiaticus (Chinese sucker), 8156 nucleotides. Its product is annotated as transcriptional regulator ATRX-like. The transcript is spliced from 35 exons. Gene Ontology annotation, cellular component: nucleus. The coding region runs from base 169 to 5544 and encodes 1791 amino acids. Gene Ontology annotation, molecular function: ATP-dependent chromatin remodeler activity; ATP binding; ATP hydrolysis activity. NCBI's taxonomy places the organism in Eukaryota, Metazoa, Chordata, Actinopteri, Cypriniformes, Catostomidae. The record is from RefSeq and is a predicted model, not a curated record.
GUUUCCGCUGCGCCAUUUUAAGAUGCCUCGCCGGGAAAAUGGCGGUUAAAAGAGGCAGAGUUUUUGUGUAUCGCCAAAUAUGAGUUGUAUGCUGGUAACUGUGAAACGCAUGUUAUUGGUUGUGCUAAACGCUCGGCGGUGUGUUGAAGUGCAGCAAAGGAGGCAGUGAUGUCUGCCGAGGUCCUCAGACCCGGGCCACUAGCUGGUGGAGGCAGUAAGCUGGGGGAGCUGAUCGGGAAACUGCAUGAAUACCUGGCAACGACUACUGAAGACAAGAAUGAAUCCAGUUUACCAGGCCACUGGAAUGGAGAGACAGCCAAAGAUUACCUGGAGCAGCAGGUCAAAGUCCAGGCCGCAGAGGAGGCCAGUGGCUCGGCAGGAUUGUUGUCAUCGGGUCGAUCAAGAAGGAAACCGACUGUUGUUACCAAACACAGCGGGAUGAAUGAGUCGGAUGCUUCGUCUGAGAGUGGAGCAGAGGAUGUUGUGUCUGUUCAGUCCAGUGAGCCUGACACCAGCUCUCUACCCAAAGGAACGGUGUUUGUACUGCCGGAGCCUGUGGGAAAUGAAAGUCGUGAUGAUUUUCGUGGUCCUGAAUUCCGGACAAGACGAGUUUACAAGCACCACAAAGACAUUACUGACAGACGGAGAGGGUAUGAAAUGGAGAGGGUAAACUGCACUGCAUGUGGUCAGCAGGUGAAUCAUUUCCAGCGUGACUCAGUCUAUAGGCACCCUAUGCUUAAAGUACUCAUCUGCAAGACUUGUUUUAAGUAUUAUAUGAGUGAUGACAUCAGCAAGGAUUCAGAGGGAAUGGACGAGCAAUGCAGGUGGUGUGCAGAGGGAGGCAGUCUGAUUGGCUGUGAUUACUGCAGUAAUGCUUUCUGUAAGAAAUGUGUGCUACGUAACAUGGGGAGGAAGGAAUUGUCCAGCAUCAUGGAGGAGGAGAGGAAGUGGUACUGUUAUGUCUGCAGUCCCGAGCCAUUGGUGGAGCUAGUGUUGGCCUGUGACUCUGUUAUGGAGAACCUAGAACUAGCUCAGAAACGAGCAUCCCGGCCUGAGACAAGCUCAGUUCGAGGGCGGACCAAGGGCUGUCGUGGUGCAGCCUAUCUGUUGGGGGCAGGAGGUGGCCCAGUGCCCUCUUCAGGACUUUACCAACGAAUGCAGCGGUUUGUAGAUGUUACCUCAUCUCUGAGCCACUCCUUCAGUGCAAUCGUUCAAAGCGAAAGAGAGGAGGAACUGAAGGAAGAGAAGGAGGAGAGAAUGGGACAGCUGAGGAUGUUUCGCUCUGUACUGGACGAUCUGCAAGCAGCCAACAUUGCAUUACAGGAAGCCCUGGACCAUGAGCUGACUGGGUCCAAACGUGCUGGCAGAGUAGCUUUAGAAAGUCAAAAGCCGAAAGGAAGGGCCAGACGGAAGAAAGCAUCACAGAGCUGUGGACUCACUAAAGAGUUGGUGGUCAAACUCACUCCUGUACCAGUCACCACACCAGCCAUCAGCAGUACGUCUCCUUCCAUCUCUCCAUCACCUGAUGGACAAAAAAUAGAGAGCAUAAAGAAAUGUGGAGAAUUGCAGGAAAGAGGGGAAGAUGUGGAGAUGAAGGUGGUGGAGAUGGAGAUGGAUGAAAUGAUUGAGAGAGAAGAAGAGGUUGAGAGUUUUUAUGUUAAUAAUGAUACUGAUGAGGAACAGGGAAAGGAAGAUGGCCAAAUUGACACUAAAAGUUUGUCAGUGGCAGAGGAAAAUAAACGUUCUCCACGUGUGAAAACCACACCACGCCGCCGACGGGCGACCACUAGCUCUGCUGCCGAGCAUGCUGAUCUAGCCGAGGACGAUUCUGAUUCUGAUGAGGUACCUGAGGUUCUGCUUCAGACGGCUGCUGCAAUGGCAAACAGCGAGGAAGAGGGUUUGGUCGGUAGCAGCUGGGAAGGGGAUGAGGUAAACCAGCAAGUCAGGAAGCAGCGGCUCUUUGGGCUGGUAAAAACCACACCUCCGGACAGAAGCUCCCGCAAGCGGAAUCUCAAAGAGAGAUCUUCGUCGUCCUCGUCUUCCUCAUCUGCGUCUUCAAGGAGGGGCUCUCAGGACCAGGGGUCGAUGGUCAAGAUGGCCAUGGCAAGAGCCCACAAAGUUGCCCGGAUGACGGGACAGAGUGAGAGUUCGUCAAGUGAGGUGGGGGGACAGGAACUGGACAGUAGUGACUCAGACGAUCAGAGGAUCAAACCCCUGACAGAGGGCGUCACGUUGCUUGGCUCCGGAAAUUUCCAGCAGUCUUCCGGUGAUGAAAUGGACAUCCAGCCUGGUCCAUCCAUAUCUGUGGAUGACGAUGAUUUAGAAAAUAGAAUUGCGAGGCAGAUUCUGCUGGCUCAGAUCAGAGGUGACCUCUCCUCAGCAUCUGAGCUGGACACCAGCUCUGAUGAGCAGUCAGAGAACACAAGAGGAGAAAAGAAAAGCAAGAGAGGGACACCUGAGACAACAGCCGAGGAAGACAAUGAUGGGUCGGAAUCCAGCGGGUCGCAGACAGAGUCACGUCACCGACACAGACUCCUACGACAUGGUCUUUCCUUAUCAGAGGCAGAAACAAAAUAUCCCAAGCAAGGAGAAAAGACAACGAAAAAGAAGCAGAGAGAAAGAGAAAUACAAGAUUUAGGAUGUGUUAUUUUGAGCAGUGAUGAAUCAUCCAGCUUGGACCUGAGUGAGGAACUCAGCCAAUCAGAAACUGAGGAAACAGGGUCCCAGUCACCUUCUUGUAAGAAGCUGCUGCAGAGCCCAUCACAUUCACCCAACGGGUCCACCAAUGCUGAUAAUGUUAUCUCCCCAAACACUGAGGAGCGUUUAAAGAGCACCCCUCAUGGGAGGAGGCAGAUCAGACGACUUUUGGAGGUAGGUCAGCUGGCCCGGGAGACGCAGAGUGCUCUGAGAGAAGAGGAGGAGCGCAGGAAAAGAUUAGCGCAGAGAGAAAAACAAAGACUGGAGAGGGAGAGAAAAGAACGAGAAGAUGCAGAUUCAGAGGUUAUCAUAGUAGCUGAGAGACCAGCUCAAAACUUCACCCCAUUGAUUCUUGAGCAAGAUGAUGUAAAGAGCAAGCCUUUGGUGCAAGUGCACAUGCAUUUUCUGAGCAAGCUCAAACCGCACCAGCGAGAGGGUGUGCAGUUUAUGUGGGACUGCUGUUGUGAGUCUGUUCAGAGUGUGAAGUCAUCACCCGGUUCUGGCUGUAUCCUGGCCCACUGCAUGGGACUGGGCAAGACCUUACAGGUCAUCGUGUUUCUUCACACAGUGCUGUUAUGUAAAUUACUGCCUGUGAACAGGGCUCUGGUGGUGUGUCCUCUCAAUACAGUACUAAACUGGAAGAGUGAGUUCGACCAAUGGCAGAGGGGCUUAAGACCCCACACACUGAGGGUGACAGAGCUGGCAACAGUGAAAUCAGUGUCAGUACGUGUUGAGCUGUUGAAUGACUGGUUUAAAAAAGGUGGGGUGAUGAUCAUGGGUUAUGAAGUUUUCCGUAUUCUUACACACGGACAUAGCGCGAAAAACAGCAAACACAGAGAGGCCUUCCGCUCUAUGCUCCUGAAUCCUGGCCCUGAUCUGGUAGUGUGUGAUGAGGGUCAUAUUCUGAAGAAUGCAGAAUCAAGCAUCUCAAAAGCCAUGCAAGCUCUCCGCACACGCAGGAGAAUCAUAUUGACUGGCACACCACUCCAAAACAACCUCACUGAGUAUCACUGCAUGGUGGACUUCAUCAAGGAGAACCUGCUGGGUUCUCUAAAGGAAUUCCGGAACCGUUUUAUUAAUCCAAUCCAGAAUGGCCAGUGUGCAGACUCCACCCCUGCUGAUGUCAGACUUAUGAAGAAUCGAUCACAUGUCCUCCACGAGCUGCUGUCAGGAUUCAUACAGAGGCGAGACUAUUCAGUGUUGACAUCCUGCCUCCCACCCAAGCGUGAGUAUGUGCUGUCAGUCAGGAUGACACCUCUGCAGUGCCAGUUAUACACGCACUAUCUGCAGUAUUGCACAGGGAAAGGUGUAGGUGUGGGCAGUUUGUUUCAGGAUGUUCAUGUUCUGAGUCUGAUAUGGACCCAUCCCUGGUGUCUUAAACUUGCUCAACUCAGCAAGAAUAAGGGGAAAGAAGAUUCUGCUCCCAUUCUCACAGCGCUGGGUGCAGGUUUGGUGACACAUUCUACACAGCUAAAUGGUUCUGAAAGAGGAGAGGCAAAGAGCACAGGUGAUUCCCUUGAUGCAAAGAACAAAACUGGAGACUGGAAAGGAAGAGAAGAGAGAGAUGGUGGGGAACCUGGGUUUAGUGUGGGUAAUGGGUCUGCCGCAGAUUGGUAUCUGCCAUUUAUAACAGCAGCUGACGCCAAAGUGCUGGAGCAUUCUGGGAAAUUACAGUUGGUAAUGGAAAUUUUACACCAUGCAGAGGAGCUACAGGACAAAGUGCUAGUGUUUAGUCAGUCUUUGAUAUCACUGGACCUUAUUGAGAGCUUCCUGGAAUAUGCAGAUAAGACCAAGGGGAAAGAAGAGUGUCCAUACAAAGGCAAGAAAUCGUGGGUGAAAAAUAAAGAUUAUUACCGUUUGGAUGGCAACACCAGUGCCUGUGCUCGCAAAAGAUGGGUUCAAGAGUUUAACAACACUAAAAACACAAAAGGAAGGCUGUUUCUGAUCUCCACUCGGGCGGGAUCUCUGGGGAUCAAUCUGGUUGCCGCAAACCGGGUUGUGGUGUUUGAUGCUUGCUGGAAUCCGUCAUAUGAUAUACAAAGCAUCUUCAGAGUCUAUCGCUUUGGACAAAACAAACCUGUAUCGGUGUACCGCUUUCUGGCCCAGGGGACGAUGGAACAGAAAAUUUACGAGCGGCAGGUUGCUAAACAGUCUCUGUCCUCCCGUGUUCUUGACCAGCAGCAGAUUCAGAGACACUUCACACACAGUCAGCUGUAUGAGCUGUACCGCUUCCAGCCAGAACUGCGGCCCAGCAAACACACAGAAACACCUGGGGAUGAGGUGUUGGCCCUGCUGCUGAAGAGCUGUGGGCAGCUUAUAGUAAGUUAUCAUGAGCAUGACUCAUUGUUAGACCACAGGGAGGAAGAGGAGCUGAGUGAGGAAGAGCGCAGAGCGGCCUGGGACGAGUACCGUGCAGAAAAGGACGACAAACCCCAGCGAGCCAACCAAAUACAAAUGGCCUCUGUACAGAACUCUAGUGAACCCCACCCGAUGCUGCUCAGCAGAAACACCAACCAGGAGCUAGAGCUUCAACAGUAUACUCGGCUGGUUAUGGCUUCUCAAAAACUCACCUAUACAACCAAGAAUGGUCCUCCAACUUCAAUGCCAGUUAAACAAGGCAGUGCUUCACCUUCUUUCGCUCAGGGCAGCUCCAAAAGCACCUUCCAGCUGCCAGUCAAACAAGGCAAUACUCCACCUUCUGUCACUAGGGGCAGCUCCAACAUCACCUUCUGGCUGCCAGUCAAACAAGGCAAUACUCCACCUUCUGCUACUCAGGGCAGCUCCAACAUUACCUUCAUGUUACAGCAACCUGAAACUGUUUUCUGCCAUUCAAAAACAAAUACCUAGCCUGGUCCCUCUCUCCCAGUUUUUAGGAUUAGGGAUUAGGUUUACUGUAAAUAUCAGCAUAUUUGGAAAUAUGAAUUUAGAUUUAGCAUCUGAAUGUAUAUUCAUAUUUAGAAUAUUAAGAACACUGAAUUCAUCCUUGGGCACACUUAUGACCAGAGACCUGUGCUGUUGUCAGUAUUACUGCUAAGAGCAUUCAUAAUGGCAACUGUUUGUAAAUUGUUAAAGGAAAAUGAACUACUAAAUGAAAGUUCUCAUCAUUCACUUGCCAUCAUGCCACCCCAGAUGUUAAUGACUGACUUUUCUUUUGCUGAACAAAAACAAAGAGUUUUAGAAGAAUAUUUCAGCUCUGUAGGUCCUCACAAUGCCAGACUCCAGUGGUUUAAUCCAUAUCUUCAGAAGCAAUAUGAUAAGUGUGGGUGAGAAACAGAUCAAUAUUUAAGUCCUUUUUUACUAUCAAUCUCCACUUUCACAUUGUUCUUUUUUUUUUUGUUUGGCGAUUUCGCAUUCUUCAUGCCACCUACAGGGCAAGGAGGAGAAUUUAAAGUAAAAAAAGUGUCUCACCUACACAUCACUUCUGAAGAUAUGGAUUUAAUCACUUGAGUCUUAUGGAUAACUUUAUGCUGCCUUUAUGUGCAUUUUGGACCUUCAAAAUGUUGGUACCCAUUCACUUGCAUUGUGAGGACCUACACAGCUGAAAUAUUCUUCUAAAAAUCUUUGUGUUCAGCAGAAGAAAGUCAGACUAACCUGGGAUGGCAUGAGGGUGAGUAAAUGAGAGAAUUUUCAUGUUUGGGUGAACUUUCAGUUUAAUUUAACAGAACAGGCUGUUUAAAGGAAUAUCUGUUUAAGCAAGACUACUUCCAGACUGAUCUGACUAGUGUGUUUGAGAGCUUCUGCCUUUCCUUACUACCUCACAACCAGUAGCCGUAUUCAGGAAAGUAUGUACGAGUAUGCGCUGUUGGACACUAACAGUGGGGUAAUCAAAAACACUGAUGCUAAUUUCUUUCCUAAAAACUUUAGUUUGUUUAAAUAUGAAAGAGCUUGAAUAAAUUGGUUUUGAAAAGGUCUUGUAAGUUCACACUGUUGUUUGACAGUCUUUUCUGUUUGUCAUCUCAUUGCUUUGUAGAUGUGGUAAAAUAAUAGUUCUACUGUUAAGUAAAGCAAAAACUUGUCUGCUCUUUCUUUCGGGGGCACUGUUUCUCAUCUGAAGGAGAGUGGGUCGUUUGUAUGGACUCUGCUGUAGUAUGAAGGUAAAUCAGUAGCAAAACUCUAGAGCUUGCAUAUUUUAAUUUGAGAACUUGUACAAUAAAUAUUUGUACUCGUAAGUUGAAACUUAUACUUACAGCACCGAUGUGAAAACUUGUAAAAUAAAAAUUUGAAGUUAAAUGUUGCAAUCUGCACUCACAGACAAAAAUUCAAAGCUUGUGUUUUGAAUUCACAAUUGCAGACAAGUAGUCACAAAUGUAUAAAAUGACAUUCACAUAAAUACAACUACAGACACAAACUUGUAUUACACAUUAACUUUUGUACUCUAAUUCAUCUUCGCAGUACAACCACAAAUCGGCACUUACAACCUCUCAAAUCUGGCACUGCAACUUUAAAUAUUCAUGCCUUGACUUUUGCAACAACUUUGUGAAAAACCUGUAGCAAAACUCACUUGUGCGCUUGCAAAAUUGUGAUGCGAGAGAGCAAGACCAGUGUUUGGCAGGGGGAAGGGAGGGGUCAUUGAGUGGAUUGUGUUAACUGGGGAUGUGUGCGUGCAUGUGAAUAAUUUCACUUGCCUUUUCAGAUGAUUUGUUCAAUGUGAAUUGCCAAGAAACAAAGAAAAUACAUUUUGCACAUUAUGAAAACAAUGCUGGUAUCAUUAUCAACCAGCUUUGUUUCAUUGAUGUCUGUUCUAAUGAAUUUGACACAGUUUAAGAGCGAUUUUAAUGGUUUUACAGGGUAACCUGUGUUAACGUGGGACAUUGGUUUGAAUGGGAACUGGCGAUUACACUUUUCAGAGCAAUAAAUCCAAAGUGGAAUUAUUUUAUUCAAUAAUAUUUAUUGUACAAGUUCUCAAAUGUAAGCUCUCGAGUUUUGCUAUUGAUUUACCUUCAUACUGUAGCCAUAGAUGCUUCAGUAGAGAGCGAGGGAGACGGGAGUCGACGGUUACACCACUGAUGCUUCUGCCCGCGUGACUUCGUGCUGCUUCUCUAAUGGAUUCCUGUGACAAUCCUUAUCGUGGUCGUUGAUAUGGUUGUACUAUGCAUAUAUCGGGCACUUCCGUUGGAGUUAGUAACAUUUUCGAAAAUCCUGUGAAAAUAUGAAAAAAAAUUAUAUGAAGGUAAAAUAGUACCUAAAUGAUUUGCAUGCGCAGAGUAAGAUUUGUGAAAGCGUUAAUGAAGUUACAAGCGUAAAAAUAAAUUGCAUGCGCACAGAACGUUUUGUAAAGGUGUAAAUCAAGUUGCAAGCAUAAGAAACAAAUAUUAGCAAUACUUUAAUGCUUUACAUAAGUGUAAUUCAUGUGCUGUGAAUCUGUAAUUGCGUAUUAACACAAAGUAAAUUUGGUGUGAAUUCUUCUGACUUUUUUUUUCGCUCUUACACUUUUGACACCGUUUUUGCACCUAAACAUG